ACACAUGGGGUGGCAGCGGCCACUUAGCUAGGAAAAUCGUCAGUGCGAUCAUCGCGAGCGAUCCGCGACGAUCCCACGAUCGUGAGCUCCGAUAGAGAUUCUCGAGUAGCGUCCUCUUAAUCCAAGAAAGCAUGCAUUUGGCAACGAUGGUGAAAGUGGGUUAUGCUCUGAUGAUAUUUACCCUAUUGAUGAUGAUGUGGGCGUCCUUGGUUCGGAUGCACGAGCUUCCGGUCCAAUAUCCACCGUGUUUCUUCAAUCCUCUUUGCACUUGUUCGAAAGCCAUCCCGGAUUUGGGUAUCGUCACCUGUUACAACGUGCCGAUGCCGCGGAUACCUCAGCCCAUAAAUUCCUCCAAAGUGUUCAUGCUGCAGUUGGAGAACAACGGGCUGAUGUUUCUUCAGCCACAAUUUCUUAUGAACACAGGUCUGUACAAUCUACGGAUCAAACAUAAUCCCCUGGCCGACAUCCCGGACGAAGCUUUCCUAGGGCUUGAGAGAUCGUUAUGGGAGCUCGAAUUACCCUACAAUCGCCUAGAGAAGGUUCCCAGCAGGUCAUUCAGACAUUUGCAGAAAUUGCAAUUUCUCGAUCUGACAGGUAACAAAAUAUCAAAGAUCACGCCGGAUAAUUGGCGUGGUCUCGAGAAUUCUUUGCAAAAGCUGCGAUUGGGACGAAACGCGAUCGACAAACUACCGGCGGAUGCAUUCGCGGGCCUCACUUACUUGGACAUGCUCGAUUUACGCGAAAAUAAUCUGAAAGAAAUCGAUCCUUCCGUGUUCAGAGAUGGCAUGGCACAUCUGAUAUAUCUGUACCUGAAUGGAAAUCAAUUGACCCACAUUCCCUAUGCGCAAUUGUCGUCUCUGAAGCGUAUGAAGGUGUUGGAUCUUAGUUACAACAGAAUAUCGAAGAUGUUAAACCAGCAACAGGAGCCGGAAAUCAGAGGGCUGCAGUUGUCUCUGGAUAUACUGCGAUUGGAUUAUAAUCAAAUCGAAACUCUGAUGCCUGGUGAUUUCCAGCAUUUUCAUAAAGUUAACCGAACUUAUCUCGAUGGUAAUCCUUUAACUAUGGUACAGGAGGGUACGUUCAGGGAUUCGAGAAUACGGGAACUUUAUUUCAGUGAUUGCGAUCUAAUGGAGGUGAAUUCUCCCGAUUUGGCCGGCUUGGAGUCGUCCCUGGAAUUAUUGGAUCUCUCCGGGAAUAAUAUCACUUCUCUCUCGAGUCCUAUCUUCCAAGAAUACGAUUUUUUACGUACUCUGAUCUUCCGUGAGAACAAGAUUCAAACGUUUUCGCCGGCCGAAGUAUUCAAUGGUUUCCAAUACUCUCUGUACAAUUUGGACUUGAGCGGCAGAGAAAACAGCGUGGUGUCCCUUCAGGAUUUACGACAAAUGCGGAACAUGCGGUUCCUUUCAAUCUCGCGAAUGCCACAAUCAACGUUAUCGUCGGACGAUUUUAUGGAAUACGGGAUGGACAUCAAGGAACUUCGUAUAGUCCAAAGCAACCUGAAUACCAUCAAGGCUCAUGCCUUUAUGCACGUUCGCGGAAUCAAGUAUUUGGACUUCUCGGAGAACUCGAUAUCCUCGAUAGAAGACGAAGCUUUCUCCGAGGUUGGACAUUCGCUUCUAACGUUGAGGAUGUCUCACGGUUUCUCUUCCUCCGUUUCUGAAGUGCCAAACGCGCCAUUCAAGUUUCUGACGAACCUGCAGCACCUUGAUUUUAGCAACAACAAAAUUAAAUCACUGCCAGAUACGUCUUUCCACUUUUUGAAGAGGAUCAAACGAAUAGAAUUGCAGGACAACGAAAUCGAUAAUAUCAGGAAAGGAACGUUUCAGGGCGACAUACAUUCGUACCUGGAAGAGGUGAAUUUCUCCUUCAACAUGAUCAAAACGAUUCUGACCCACACGUUCGUCGACCUACCAAAAUUAACGAUGAUAAAUUUAGAAGACAACGCUAUAGAUAGAAUCGAGAGGCGGGCGUUCAUGAACAUGAAGCUGUUGAAGUAUAUCAACCUACGGGGUAACAAGAUAAAAGAUAUCACGGACGAAGCCUUCCAGAAUCUGCCAGAUUUGGAGUUCCUUGACUUCGCGUACAACGACCUAGCCGAGUUCGACUUUGCCUCGUUCGAUCAAGUGGGAACGUUGUCCUCGUUCAAAGUUAACGCCAGCCAUAAUGAAAUCCCGAAAUUAUGGAUCAACAGCACUACGUUUACACCGCCGACCACCAUUGGCGGGUCGAUUCAAUCGAACAUCAAGGUCCUCGACCUCAGCUACAACAACAUAUCCGACAUAAUGAAGUACUACUUCAAACCAGUCGAAUACUCCUUGACGCAUCUGUAUUUAUCUCACAAUCAACUGAGCAACGUGACCCAAGGUGUCUUUGGAAAUAUGCCACACCUACAGUGGCUAGACCUGAGCCACAACGAGCUGAUGGAAAUCGACUUCGACUGCUUCAGAAACACGAGGAACAUCCAAGUGCUUCUCCUCUCUUGGAACAAUAUCAUGGACAUACCGGCAGAGGCGCUCAGACCGCUGAAGAAACUGAGAAUCGUCGAUCUUUCUCAUAACAAACUGAGAUCACUGCCAGACAAUAUGUUUUCAGACGCCAGUAUCGAAAGUUUGGAUUUGUCUCACAAUCAGUUUAUGAGGCUACCGAUAAAGACCAUGUCCAUCUCAGCUGCAGCCAGUUUAUCAAUGUUGGAUCUGUCUUGGAACACCUUGUCGGGCAUUCACACGACAGACGCGAUAUUUAGAUUGCGAAGCCUAACGUGGCUAGAUCUGUCUUACAAUCGAUUAGUCAGACUCGAUGAUGGUGUGUUCUCCGAUCUGCCGUAUUUAACUCAUCUCGAUUUGAGUCACAACAAACAACUACUUCUGGAAUCACGCGGAAGAACGUUUCACGGUUUAGAGGACUCGCUUUUGUAUCUUGAUCUAAGCAAUAUUUCGCUCUUAAGUGUGCCAGAAUUGCCACUGCGACGAUUACAAACGUUGUAUCUGGCUCACAAUGAGUUGGCAUCGAUACCAGCGGAAAUGGCAUCGAAUUUAACGUCCCUUCAUUACUUGGACUUAAAUGCCAAUGAUCUGACAGUGGUGCCACUGAUCACGCACACCCUACCUGAAUUGAAAACUUUCAAUUUAGCGGAUAAUCCGAUCACGGCCGUUAGCAAUACUAGUUUCUUAGGUAUCGCGGACAGUCUCGAGGAACUGGACAUACGAAGACUGUCUUUGAUGACUUUCGAGAGCGGAGCACUCUGCAAAGCUACGAAACUCCGCAAGUUAUAUAUAACCGCUUACAACGGCGUGAAGAAUUUCAACUUCCCCAAUAUUCUUGAGUACAACAACGGCUUAAGGCAUCUGGUCAUCGAUGUACAGAAUGACACGAACUUGGAGAAAGAAAUGAAAGGAAAAUUCCCCAACAAACUGUUCAAUAUAACGUUGACUGGUCGAGCAUUGAAGGACAUAAACCCAGAUAUAUUGCGAGGCAUAAGAAAUCCGCACUUGCACUUCGGCAUGUACAACACGAGCGUGAGCACCGUGCCCAAGCAAAUGUUUGAAAACGCGGAAUGGGUAAGAAACGUGACGAUUCAUCUUCGUCACAACGACGCGCGAACUCUUCACAAUCCGUCUAACGGGUACAAGCCAGGCGUGCCAGGGAAACGAUUUCUAUUGAAACUCACGGUGAGGGGAAGCUAUUUAACCUGCGACUGCGACAUCGGAUGGAUGGAAUCCUGGCAGAGGAAGCACAGACAAUACCAAGAGGACCGCUGCACUACCUACAGCGAGUUCAAGAACUUCGAAAGAGACGAAGAAGACGACGAGUUCGAUUGUUGGGACAACGAUUGGGACGACGAUCUUCGGGAAACAUUUUGCCUGAACAAAAAUAACGUGUCGGUGCUGGACGCGUUAAAGACCGAUCUGGAAUGUGGAUGGGGUGCCGCGAGUUACAUUUACGCGCCUCGUCAUCUCCUUCUUUUCUUUUGCGUUAUUUUCCCAGCACUCGUCUAUUAGAGAUCUUACCCUUCGAACGCGUACCUCCGUUUUAUGCGUUUAAAAAUCAUUCACCGUUCCUUUCCCCGCGACGUGCAACGAUUUAAAGCGCGAACACGCGACGUAUCGUUUAUCAAAAUAUUUCUAUUUUACUCGAGAGGAAUACACGCGAGAGGAAGAACGCGAUGACGCGUUUCGUUUGUCUCGUCUUAUGUAGCGUCUGCUUAUGCAAAUGGACAGCGAUGAUGGGAUAUGAUGGGAAUAGGUAUAAUGCGACGUUCCCGUGUGUCUACUAUCAAUAAGUUGAUUUUGACGAUCAUGAUUUAUGUAUAUUUACGGAACACAUCAACGCAACGAGUACAUACUCGGAUCUAUGGCAGUGGUAGUUUCUUUUGUUAUCGUCGAUGAUAAUUAUUCAUUCGACCGCACGUACGUGAUGAGCGGUCGUCAACGUGAGUUUCAUCGCAUUCGCGACACCUGCCUGCGUUUAUGAUUCGGUUGCGUUCAGUGUUCGUUCGAUAGAACUAGAUUUUAUAUGAAAAGUUAUUGUAAAGGUAAUUUCUUCGAGUGAUUUCGAAAUGAUCUGCAUCGAGUUUGCACUUUGAUCGGAUGCGUCAGAGGGAGAGAAGCUCUUGCACAUCCAUUCGUUUCUUUGCCUAAAGCAGCACGCUUUGAAUCAAUGAGACUGCCGUCGGAUCAAUCGUUCAGAUACUCGUACAAAGUGACCAAUUAAGGACCGAACGUGUACCAGAAAGACGCUCGAUAUGUUUUCUUCUUUCGAUUUGUAACACGUAUCCGUCGCGUUGAUAGGAAUUGAAGUUUCAUUCUCUGCAUCGUAGCAGUUAGCUGUCUGCUUGCGAUCGUUGUGUAAAAAAUCACGCGGUUGCAGGGUCUUCUUUUCGUCUUUUUCGCGCUACGUCAUUGUCGAGCUAAGAACCUGUAAAUAAAUCGAGGCUAACGCUCUUCCUUCUAUUCUAUUCGAAGGAAGAGAUUGAAAUUUACGAGAUGGAAGCUUCUUCCGUUUGUGGAAAAGAAAAUCAGGAUCGAGGAGAAAUUGCGCGUUUUAAAUUGAAAAAUCUUAUUCGUUUUCUAACAAGAAAGGAAAGAAUUUUAACUUGUACUUGGAUCUUAGUUCGACGGAAGCAGUAUAGAUUUUAAUGGUUUUAGUUAAUCACACAUUCAGAUUGUCAUACAUUCAAAACAAAAAGAAAAAAAAAAAAAAAAAGAAAAAGUAGAGAAUAUGAAACGUACGUUUAUAGAGACUUGAAGGGGCAAUUCACUCAGUAAGUAAUUCACUAGCGAAGAUUUUAUAUAUUAUGCGUUUAAUGAACGAAAAAAAAAACUGAUUCGCUUUCCAAUAUGUGCUGUCGACACGUUUCUUUUUUUAAUAAAAUCGCACUGUAUAGUAUGGUA
Molecule: messenger RNA, 5390 nt
Organism: Bombus pyrosoma
Lineage: Eukaryota; Metazoa; Arthropoda; Insecta; Hymenoptera; Apidae
Gene: chp
Product: chaoptin
Exons: 16
Coding region: 132-3998 (1288 amino acids)
Cellular component (GO): extracellular matrix
Molecular function (GO): protein binding
Source: RefSeq, a predicted model, not a curated record